Molecule: messenger RNA, 3851 nt
Organism: Planococcus citri (citrus mealybug)
Lineage: Eukaryota; Metazoa; Arthropoda; Insecta; Hemiptera; Pseudococcidae
Gene: unc-5
Product: unc-5
Exons: 17
Coding region: 604-3681 (1025 amino acids)
Biological process (GO): motor neuron axon guidance; netrin-activated signaling pathway
Cellular component (GO): membrane
Molecular function (GO): netrin receptor activity; protein binding
Source: RefSeq, a predicted model, not a curated record
CUAAAAACCAUAACAGUUAGUUUUGGCGGUAUUUUGGGACGGGAGUGUUGUGUCGUUCAAGUGUGGUUAGUGCUAUCGAAAUGUUCGUAACCGUACGUAAACUGAAUUUUUGAUAUGUCGAAAAAUAUUAUUUUUUCGUCGAUGCAUCGCGUUUCUCGGUUUUAAAGUUUUUAUUUUUAUUUUUUGAGUAUAUUUUUCGUGAAUUUAUUUCAUAGUGAAUGUGAUCUUGUGACUUUUCCGGUGAUUGAUUUUAUAGAAAAAUAAACUGAACAGGAAUUGCAUCCGAAGUCGACAUGUUGGUUGUUAUUGGAGUAAACGAACGUUUAGAUGGCGACGAUUGCGAUUGGGAAACGAAUUUGUUUGAUUAGAAGAAGAAAAAACACCAAAGUCGAGCCAUACAGUACACCAAACGGUGACAUGAGUCAUGUCGUUUCCAAAGCAAUAUAGUAAAUCGUGAAAAGACACGUGUCAACUUUUCAGUCGUCAUUGGAUUUCUCGUGGCGUGGUUUCGCCUUCUUGAUAUCUGUCGACGAGAAGCGAAGGAAAAAAAUAUCAAGAAAUACGCGACUCUUGAGAAAGAUAAACGAAUAUAAGCGAAUAAGCAUGGUUAUAUUUCAUAAUGAUUGCCACUUCCUGUGGGUCGCUACCGUGAUUUUUUUGACGUACGCAACAUCGCUCGUCAUCGCCGAACAAGAGCAUACCGGUGCCGGCGUGGAUGGCGAACAAGGUGGCGAGAGCGGUCUGCUGGAAGAUUCGUUUGGACAGAAUCCGGUCACGUCGUCCAGUAUCGACGGCAUGAAUCACGCGGUUCCAUUGCCAAUAUUCCAACUAGAGCCAUUGGAUAAGUUCGUCAUUAAAAAUAAACCGGCCACUCUACAGUGUAAAGCUACGCACGCGUUGCAGAUUAACUUCAAAUGUAACGGCCUUAAGAAUUCUUCCAGUAAUGGGAUGCAAUCCGAAGUAUUCGUCGAUCCGCAAACUGGUAUUAGGAAUAUCGAAGCCAGCAUUAAUAUUACCAGAGAUAACGUCGAAGAGUAUUUUGGCAAAGAUAAAUUCAAAUGCGAAUGUAUAGCUAUGUCUUCUCGCGGACUCAUCAAAAGCAACCCGGCUACAGUUGAAGUUGCAUCUCUGAAAAAGCAGUUCGAAACACCACCGUAUCCAACUCGAGUCGAAGUAGACAAACAAGUAGAAAUGCGAUGUAUACCACCAACGGGCAUUCCGCCGCCGAAAGUUUACUGGUUGAGAAACAAUCUUCCUUUGGAUCCGGCCGAUACGAAUAUAAUUCUAUCCAACGAAGGCCACCUGUUAAUCAGUCAAGCUCGGUUGCAAGACACAGCCAAUUAUACUUGCGUUGCUGAGAACAUCGCAGCCAAGAGAACCAGCGAGCCGGCCAUGUUAACAGUAUACGUUAAUGGCGGUUGGAGCGCGUGGUCACCGUGGUCAGAAUGCAGCGUAAGAUGCGGACGAGGACAUUACAAAAGAACCAGAACCUGUACUAAUCCGGCGCCUUUAAACGGCGGUAGUCAAUGUCAAGGUUCAGCAGUAGAUAAAUCAGGUUGCAAUGUACCAUGUCCAGCUGUGGACGGUCGCUGGUCAGCGUGGUCCGAAUGGUCGGAAUGUGACGCCGAGUGCAAACGUUACAAGAGACGUACCUGCGACAGCCCGAGUCCUUCUAAUGGCGGCAGUAAUUGUUCCGGUAAAGAUAUUCAAAGUGCAAGUUGCUCCGGAGGAUACUGCAGCACACCAGGUGGCGGACGGAAUGACUUCUACGAUCGUGACUCGGAUGAUGAAGCUUCUAGAUCCGAUGUUCGAUCUAAUGUUCCUCUGUACGUCGGCUUAGCUGUAGCCUUUUCCAUGUUUACCGUUGUUAUUGCCUUAGUUAUUAGAUUAUUGAAGCGGAAGGACAGAGAUCACAGCAUGUAUAAUAUGGCCAAUUCUGAUUUUCAUCCGGAAUUUUUCACCGAAGAUGAUAAAAAAAGUUACCACUGUUUGCAACAACAUACUCCAGACCAUCAAGCAACCAAUGUGAAUCACACAGUCGUUGUACCUCUAUCGAUACCGUCCUGCUACGAAUACCCUUUCUGCGACCAGAACAAAUACAAUUUAGCGAAGACCUGCAGCGAACAUCAUUACGAUGUGCCAUAUUUAAAUAACGUUACCGGUAACUCGCCGACUACCUCCUCAACAGCUUCUGUUCAAGCAGAUACUCAUACCACAUCCAAGUCAUCCGAAUCAAAUCGCAGUCUCAGCAGUUUUACAUGUUCGUCUCCGUCACGUCAAGAUUCGUGUUAUGAUUUAUCCAACAGUAGUAAGAGCUGCUCAAUGGCGCACUCUCAAUAUCCGUAUCACUGCGAGAAUGUGGAGUAUGGGAAUUUCUCAGUCUCGAGUAACGUUUCCAGUUCCGGCGGUCGGCUCGCAUUACCUGAUUUAAACGUCUUUCUAACUAUACCCGAAGGUGCUAUUGGUCGUGGAUAUAAACAAGAAGUGAUGCUGUCCGUUCUGCAAGAAGAUAAACAUCGUCCUCGAUUAUCUGACAAACAAACGCAAUUAAGUCCAAUCGUAAUGUGCAGUCCAACUGGGUACACGUUCAAAAGACCAGUCAUUAUCAGCUUUCAACAUUGCGCCAGUCUUAAAUAUGGUCCUUGGAACAUAUCAGUACUGAAAAGCGACUGUUCCGUCGAAAACACAGCUCCAAUUUGGCAGAAAGUUGUCACUUUGGGAGAAGAGACGAUAAAUACUCCUGUAUUUACUCAAGUCGAUCAUAAUGAAGUGUUUUUAGUAACGGAAACGUUUACAAGAUUCGUAUUAAUAGGAGAGGCGGCGACACCUUUAAUUACCAAGCCAGUCAAACAUCUGAGACUAGCUGUAUUCGGCGUAUCACCUACGCAAUCGUCAAAUUUAUUAGAAUACAGUGUCAGAGUUUACGUUAUAGAAGAUACAAAACCGUCUUUAGAGGGAGUGAUACAAACCGAACGUAAAUUAGGCGGCACUUUAGUAGAUAAACCAAAAGGUCUGUUGUUUCAAGACGGAGGAGCGAACCUCUGUUUAAAUAUCGAAGAUGUAUCUUAUGGCUGGAGAUGUAAACCACAAUCUGAUUAUCAAGAAAUACCAUUUCAUCAUAUAUGGAAUUCCACGCAAAAUAAUUUACACUGUUCAUUUACAUUAGAGAGGAUAGAUAGAAACGCUAGUUUAGUCGCAUUUAGAAUAUUAGCUCUACAAAAAGGCUGUCAAACUCAUAGACAAAUGUUUAGGGUGAAUGCAGACGUUUUAAGUGAUUCUUCUUCAUCUUCCUCGUCGUUGGUUCCUAACAGUCCAGUUCUUAGUGUAAAUAGUAGACCAACCAGAACAGUAACUAGUAGUAGUGGCUGUGGAUCAAGUGUUACAACAUGUGAUCAAUUACCAUUUAGAUUUAGCAAGUCAUUAAGAAAACAAUUGUGCCAAUGUUUAGAUCCUCCCAACGCUAGAUGUAAUGACUGGAGGAUGCUUGCCCAAAAAUUAAAUAUAGAUAGAUAUAUCAAUUAUUUUGCUACCAAACCAAGCCCUACCGAUCAUAUAUUGGAUAUUUGGGAAGCAAGACAUCGAGAACCAACUGCUAUCACCGAGUUACUCAAUAUAUUCCGAAUAAUGGGACGGAAUGAUGCAGCGACGAUACUCGAAAAAGAAUUAGGACCAUGGCUGUAAAAAAAUAAAAAAUAAAGAAAUCUCUGUUGUAAAUUUUAAGUUUUAUACGUACCUGUUUCUUUGUAUAUACGUACCUACUUUUAUAUUGUACUUUUGUAUACAAUGUUUAUAUUUAUAUUUUACCACAUGCGAACUUUGUUUUAGUGAUAGUAAAAGCGAAUUUUCAAUGA